AUGCGAUCCAAGUUCAAGGACGAACAUCCCUUUGAGAAGCGCAAGGCCGAGGCCGAGCGCAUCCGUCAGAAAUAUGCCGACCGUAUUCCUGUUAUCUGCGAAAAGGUCGAAAAGUCGGACAUUGCCACCAUCGACAAGAAGAAGUACCUCGUGCCAGCCGAUCUCACAGUGGGACAGUUCGUCUACGUUAUCCGCAAGCGCAUAAAGCUCUCCCCCGAGAAGGCCAUCUUCAUUUUCGUCGAUGAGGUCCUACCACCCACCGCUGCACUGAUGAGCAGCAUCUACGAAGAACACAAGGACGAAGAUGGCUUCUUGUACAUCACAUACUCCGGAGAGAACACUUUCGGUGACCUGUAA
Molecule: messenger RNA, 357 nt
Organism: Penicillium brevicompactum
Lineage: Eukaryota; Fungi; Ascomycota; Eurotiomycetes; Eurotiales; Aspergillaceae
Product: autophagy-related protein 8
Exons: 3
Coding region: 1-357 (118 amino acids)
Biological process (GO): macroautophagy; cellular response to nitrogen starvation
Cellular component (GO): cytosol; autophagosome; fungal-type vacuole membrane
Molecular function (GO): phosphatidylethanolamine binding
Source: RefSeq, a predicted model, not a curated record